AUCAAUGCCAGAGACGUAGCCGAGGAUGGCCAGUUGCAACACCAUCGGCGCUUGCGACGUAUAAAACGUUCUGACGGACAGGCAAACAGCACGAGUCCUGUCCUAGCAGUACAAGCCAACCAACCACCAAAAUGAUGAAACUUAUUGUUGUCCUCGCCGCGCUAGUCGCCAUCUCUGCUGCCAAGCCCGCCUUGGUGAGCGCACCUUUGGUAGCGGCGGCCCCAGCGGCGGUUGUCACGGCAACCAGCUCGCAGUACUACCACCGCAUCAACAGUGGACUGGCUGCCUACGUCGCUGCUCCUGCUUCCUACGUCGCUGCUCCUGCCGCCUACGUGGCACCUGCCGCUGCGCCCUACGUAGCUGCCCCCUACGUAGCUUCUCCCUAUGUGGCUUCAGCCCCCAUCGUUGCCGUCUAAACCAACUGACCUCGCUCCGUGAUCCCCUUGUGAUAUUACGAUUUAAAGCCAAUUGUUGAUAAAUUAAAGAUGUUUUGAACAGUU
Molecule: messenger RNA, 500 nt
Organism: Spodoptera frugiperda (fall armyworm)
Lineage: Eukaryota; Metazoa; Arthropoda; Insecta; Lepidoptera; Noctuidae
Gene: CPH23
Product: cuticle protein 63-like
Exons: 2
Coding region: 132-416 (94 amino acids)
Source: RefSeq, a predicted model, not a curated record